GGUGCAGGUCCUCUGAUGCUGACAUGUUUUUAAACGAGUUUGUCCUCAUUUUUCGAUUUUUAUGCAAAAACCCAGCGUCUGGAGCGGGAGCGUGUCUUUGCCGAAGCGGUCGUCUGCCACGUUACUUUCGCUAACACCCCUGAAAUUCGCUCCCAGGGCCGGAUUCCCGUUGCAGGCACCGAAAAGUUUGAGCUCCAUCAUCAUUCGAAAAUGAAGAGGCAGGCCGGGAGAGAGACUAGUCCGUCCAGGGCCAUCGCCAAGCGGAUACGGGAGAGGGAACGAGAGAGUGCACGGAGAGAGGAGCUGCCGCCGCCGCCGCCGCUGGCUCUGCUGCUGGCGGAGAGCCGGGGAUAUCACCGACGGAGCCGAAGCAGGGAGCGCGAGAAGCCGCGGCUCCGGGAGGAGCGGGCGGCCGCCUUGGAGCUUCACCACCGACAUGAGCUCAGCCUCCUCGGUCGUCCGCCGCUACGGACCACGGCCGCGGAGCUCCCUGCAGCCAGGCCGGGCACUCUGGAGUACAAAACGCUGCUCAUCAGCAACCUCGGCUCGCAGGUCUCGGACGAGGACGUGGAGGACGCGCUGUUCCACGAGUUCAAAAAGUUCGGGGACGUCAGCGUGAAGCUGUCGCACACGCCGGAGCUGGGUCGCAUCGCCUACGUGAAUUUUCGGCACCCGGAGGACGCCAAGGAGGCCAGGCACGCCAAAUCCUCCAGGUUAGUGCUGGGAGAUCGACAGCUUAAAAUCGAACCCAUGUACGUUCGGAGGCGGAGUGUCACGCCGCCGGACGUUGGUUAUUUACCUCUGCACGCACCGUACCCCUACAGACAGCGCUCCCUCUCCCCGCCGGGGCCCGGGGUGAGCAACAUCAGAGACCUCAGAGCGAGGCAUUACGCCUUGGAGACCCUGGGUCUGAGCAGAGAGAGGGAGAGGCUGUUGGAUUAUUAUGGUAUGCUGGAUGAGAGGGGCCGGCCCUAUGGCUUCCCUCCGAUGCCGGUGGUGGAGGAUUUAAAACCUGAGGACGAUCAGAGGGCGACCAGCAACCUGUUUAUUGGAAAUUUGGACGGUAAUGUUACAGAGGCUGAGCUGAGGAGGGGCUUUGACAAGUACGGCAUCAUUGAGGAUGUUGUGAUUAAACGCCCGGCCCGUGGACAGGGUGGAGCGUAUGCCUUUGUGAAGUUUCAGAACCUAGACAUGGCCCACCGGGCCAAAGUGGCCAUGCAGGGACGCCUGAUCGGCGGCAACCCAAUAAAGAUUGGCUAUGGCAAAGCUAACCCCACCACGCGGCUCUGGGUGGGCGGUCUGGGGCCUGGAAACUCUCUCGCUGCUCUUGCUCGGGAGUUUGACCGGUUUGGAAGCAUAAGGAAUAUCGACUAUGUUAAGGGGGACAGUUUUGCUUACAUUCAGUAUGAAAGUCUGGACGCUGCACAGGCCGCCUGCACCCAGAUGAGGGGUUUCCCUUUAGGUGGCCCUGAGCGGCGUCUGAGGGUGGACUUUGCUAAAGUUGAGGAGAGCCCCUCUCGGCCAUUUCCCCCUGGUUAUCAGCCCCCGGCUGCGCUCCCCUCCCACUAUGACCUCCUUGGGGAGGCCUACAGCCGCCAUCGCAGCCUGGAACGAGAGCUGAGGGGGGCCAGGGACCGCUCAUCACCCCCCUCCCACAACCUCCUCUCCCAGAGGGAGAGAGACAGGGCAGUGCUGGAGAGAGACUACCCCACCAGCCCAACCCGCAGUCUGGAGAGGAGAGUGGGAGGGGUGGAAGCAUUCGGGAGGAGUGGGAGAGGAGCGAGGAGCCGCAGCAGGAGCAGGGAGCGAUGGCUGAAAGAGAGGGAGGAGAGGAGGAGCAGGAGGAGGAGCAGGAGUAGGAGUCUGUCCGCUGAUAGGCAGACAGAGGAGAGGGAGAAAGAGAGGGGGAGGUCGAGGGUUCGAGGUCCAGGAGGAGUCGUCUCUCCUGAUGUGAGCCCAGACCGAGCGAGGGUCCGAGCCCCCGAUUCCACCACAGAGCCAAGAGACCACUCCCCUGACAGCGGCGGAGGGGGACGCCACUCUGCCACCAACGAAGAUGACCCACCGUCUGGCCGCCACCACAGCAAGAGGUCCUCCAGUGUCCAUCUCAACAACCAUCACCAUCGUAACAGCGAGGUCAUCGCUGCCAGCUCUCCCGCCGCCCACACGGACUCACACACUUCCUCCUCGCCAAGCACGCUGUCAGAGUUCGCCCAGGCCUCUCUCUCCAAAACGUGGCAUGGCUUCUUCGCUCUGAAGAACAGCAGUUUCCCGACGGACCUGUACAUGCUGGAGGGGGGGUCGUCGUUCUUCAACACGAUGAUGAAGGACAGCCUGAAGCUGCAGAGCCAGAACCAGCCCAGCCAGCUGAAGAUCGCCCAGAGGCUGCGCAUGGAUCAGACCAGGCUUGACGAGGUGUCGCGUCGCAUUAAACUGGGGCGGCCUGACGGGUUCGCCAUCCUGUUGGCCCUCCAGGGCCCCAUCGACCGCCAGGCCCCCGCCCCUGAGCCGGGACUGCAGGUGCGCUUGCUCCGUCACCUGGUGACCUACCUGCGGAACAAGGAGGCAGCUGGAGUUGUGAGCCUACCUGCUGCGAAAGAGGGGGGGCCGGGGGCGAUGCUGUACGCCUUCCCACCUGGAGAGUUCUCUCAACAAUACCUGCAGGCCGCCAAAAGGACUGUGGGUAAUCUGGAUGAGGAGCACAUGGUGAUUGUGAUCGUCACUGACACUAAUUGAUUAUUACACUGAAGAAUACAUACAUGUACAGACGCUUGAAGGCAUGCACACACACACACACACACACAUACACACACACGGACUCGCCUGGUGUCUACAGAUACUUCCAUGUUUUUAAAAAGAUGCAUUCUAUUGUUUUAUUCAGUGUCUUAUAAACGAAACAGCAAAUCACACUACAUCUCUUUUACUCCCUCUUCCUCUUUUAUCACCUGACGCCUCCUCCUCUCUGAGGUCGACUCGUUGUCGCGUUCACAGGCAGGUGAUGUCAGACUGAGGCUUUGUGGGGGGCGAAUUGUUCAAAUGUUCUGUAAUGAAAAAAAAAACACUUAAAGGAGAGAGGAUGUAAAUGUACAGAUCUGCUGCACACACAGGCAGCACUGUCGCUUUUGUACUAAGCUGUAACAUACAACACUAAAACCGAGAGGUUUGUUUAUAUGCUUGUUUACUUUAUUUGUCUUUUUGUUUUUCUUUUAUCUGAAUUUACCUGGUUGUUCUGUAUAUCCAAUACAAGUGGGACUAGGAGGUUUUAUACAAAGCGAUUGUACUGUAAACUGAAUGGGAAAGUGGUGCCAGCCGAGUCCUGGCUCAGGCCGCUCCGGUUUGUCUCCUCCACUGGCCUCUGCUCACAGGUUGAGACUGUUGUUAGGUGUUUUUUGUCGUUGGGAGCGCCACCCAGCACGGCCAGUAGUGACAAAAAGUGAAUUUCCCGACCCGUCCCUGUGACUGUAUACUUUACACAGUUAGUGUUUUUAUCGGUUGAACCAUUCCAGUUUCUUUCAUUUUGAAAGGUGUGAGUGUGUGUGGUCCGUUGUUGCAUGCAGGAAAAGAAAAAAACGUAUACUCUGUCCGUCUGAAAUGUUUGCUUCCCCUUCGCUGUCGUCCCUCGGGGACGUUUCGUUUUGCUGGGAUACACGUUGAGCUGUUAUACUGGUGCGAGGUCUGAUGAUAUUUCUGCUUCAGAUUUUAUGUUGUUCACCGACUUUUAUUCGGUUUUAAUACAUAGAUCCAUCCAUCUGUGAUCCAUCCGCUCUUCCUUUUUCUUUUCGUCUGCCGUCACCUCAGCUUUAAAAGGUGUCUUCAUCAUUUUAUGAUUUGGAGAAAUCAGAAGAAUCGAUGCGAGCUCUUUAAUUACCUCCACAAACAUACAAACAGCACAUGCAUGGUCAAGUUUUCCCAAAAUAUUUUCCGAAAGCUCCUGAGCUACGUCUUUAACACUAAUUCUCACUGUUGGGAUUAAUGGAACUGGACUUGCCCUGAUUUAACUUUCUAACAUUAAUUUUUAGUGAAUUUUUGUGCCAACAUGAUCUUUUAGUGAAACAGCACAGAUUUAUCAGUUUUUCCAUCCAGAUGAUGUUGAAUGAAAUAUUAGAGGCUGGAGAAUAAAAACCUACGAUGGGGCCACAGACUUUUUUUUUCUCGUCAUGGAGACGGCGUUGUUGGCGUGUGAAACUUUGCCAUGAAAACAUAAAUGUUCAGCAGCUUUUCACCUGCAACCUUCUUUUUCCCUGACAGCAUCACAACGUGUCGUGUUGUCAGACGAUUUGUUUUGCACCAACGUAAUGAGAAUGUACGUAGUUUGCGUAGAAGAGGCAGUGUAAUACCUCAUGUGGUCUGGGUGGUAGGUUGACUCUGUUUGUCAUCACACUGUCAGCUGUUUACUACAUUUAUUGUUUUUUUUUAAGAAAGCGAGAAAAAGGUCGACGAGAGUGUGAAAAUGAGCCUGAGCAGGAAACACUGUGCGUGUGUUCAGCGAUGACAGGACUGAUCAGGAGUAAGCGGCCGUGUCAGACCGAAGAUAAACUCUAUAUUUUAAUUCCCAGCGUUUGUUUACAGCACAAGCAGCUGAACGUGUGAAUGUGCGGAUGACUUGCAGUCUCGCUCCACAGGACGUCCUGCACAUGAUGUGGCAGCGAUAACCAGCGGUGGGAAGUAACUCAGCACCUUUACGUUGUCUGCUCGAGUACAAGUCUCUGGUUUUCAUAUUUCACUCGAUCGUUUCUGUCUGUGCUGCUGUUUCUCUGUUCUUCAGAUGGAAAUGUUUUCACUCAGCUAUGUUUAACAGCUGUAGUUUCUGACUGUUUUGUAUUUUCUGAUAUGAUCAUAUUCUGAAACAUGACGCAUCGCUCAGUGAAACAAAAUCAGCCUGUGAUCGAGUCAUUUCAGCCUGAAACGAGUCAGUGCUCUGAGAACAUUUGAACCUGUUUUAAAUGUAAAUCAACUUUUUCACUCUCUGCUGUUUGGAAACACAGAGACACUUUUAUAUUUUCAAACAAGUUAACUGAAAACAGGAUGAAAUAUUCUGACUUUCAGGACUGAAUUACAAACAGAAGUUCCUUUAUAAGAUUCCCAUUUUUGCCUGAGCUCAGCAUUUUAACAGGUACUUUAAAUCAGCUACACAAAUACUGCUCACGCAUUAAUGCAUCUGUGUCAGUAAUCCUAUGAUAUGUUUCCCACUUCCAUUACUUUCAUUUUGCUGUUAAUAUUUCUCUGCUUUUCCUUAAGUAAGAUUUUUACUUGAGUAAAGGAUCUGAGUGCUUCUUCCACCCGUGGUCUUUUUACAUCCCACUUUCUUUUUGCUGUGGUCUCCGCUGCACACGUCCUCGGAGCUCAGUCAUUGGUCAGACAGGUGGUGGAUCUCUGGCUUGUGUGUGUUUGAUGAAGAAAACAGAAAAACGAACCCUGAGAGGUUGAAACUGUGACCGUGACCGACCCGUGUCUCCUUCUCGUCCUCGUAAAGAGGCUUCUGGAUGAAUUCAGAUGUUGUUCCUGUGUCUCUGAAGCUGUUGCUGAAUGUUCAUCACCACCAGUCCUAUAAAUAUAGCAGUUUUGUACAAUAUGCCAUUAAAGAAAAUAAAGAUGUAGAAAACACAGCUUUUUCUAUCAGCUGCCCUGGACGAAUGAUGUGUUGUGAAUAGACUUCCCUUUUCCCAUCUGAGCGUGUGCAGGGCUGUGUGCUGACCGAUAGCGUUACACAGAGCAGGUGGAGUAUAAAUCCAUGACGACAAUCGGUUUUUGUACACAGAUUCCCCCUUUGGUUUUGUUUUUGUGUCAACAUAGAAACAUGUAUUCUGCAUUAAAGAAAAUGUAAUAAACAUUUUAUGCUCUUUGUA
Molecule: messenger RNA, 5846 nt
Organism: Toxotes jaculatrix (banded archerfish)
Lineage: Eukaryota; Metazoa; Chordata; Actinopteri; Toxotidae
Gene: rbm15b
Product: RNA binding motif protein 15B
Exons: 1
Coding region: 211-2736 (841 amino acids)
Biological process (GO): regulation of alternative mRNA splicing, via spliceosome
Cellular component (GO): nucleus
Molecular function (GO): mRNA binding
Source: RefSeq, a predicted model, not a curated record